Prunus armeniaca (apricot) is the source of this 1023-nucleotide messenger RNA. The record is from the annotation of a GenBank genome assembly. NCBI's taxonomy places the organism in Eukaryota, Viridiplantae, Streptophyta, Magnoliopsida, Rosales, Rosaceae.
AUGAGUGCCACUGUGAGCAUGUUGAGGUCUGCUCCCAGAACAGCCGUCCGAUCGUACUCGUCAUCAUCUCAGCCGCAGCGCAAAGUCACCAUUUUGGGAGCCGCCGGAGGCAUAGGCCAGCCACUGUCGCUCCUCAUGAAGCUCAAUCCUCUCGUCUCCUCCCUCUCCCUGUACGACAUAGCCGGCACUCUCGGCGUCGCUGCCGACGUCAGCCACGUCAACACCCUCGCUCAGGUCUCGGGGUUCGCCGGUGAAGAGCAGCUCGGGAAAGCGCUUGAGGGAUCCGACCUCGUCAUCAUCCCGGCCGGCGUUCCCAGAAAGCCCGGAAUGACGCGCGAUGAUCUAUUCAACAUCAAUGCCGGUAUCGUCAAGUCUUUGAGCGCUGCCAUUGCCAAGUUCUGUCCCAAUGCGUUGGUUAAUAUGAUUAGCAAUCCGGUGAAUUCAACGGUCCCGAUUGCGGCGGAGGUGUUCAAGAAGGCAGGGAUGUUCGAUGAGAAGAAGCUGUUUGGGGUGACAACGCUUGAUGUCGUCAGGGCUAAAACUUUCUAUGCGGGCAAAGCUAACGUUGAGGCCUCUGAAGUUGAUGUUCCUGUAGUUGGUGGUCAUGCUGGAAUAACCAUCCUUCCUCUGUUUUCUCAAGUGACCCUAAAGUCGAAGACUUGGUCGGAUGAAGAGAUCAAAGCUCUUACCAAGAGAACACAAGAUGGAGGGACAGAGGUUGUUGAAGCAAAGGCUGGAAAAGGAUCUGCUACUCUAUCAAUGGCUUAUGCCGGGGCAAUUUUUGCCGAUGCUUGCUUGAAGGGUCUAAACGGGGCUCCAGAUGUUGUUGAAUGCUCUUUUGUGCAAUCAAGUGUUACAGAAUUGCCUUUCUUUGCCUCUAAGGUAAGGCUAGGAAAGAAUGGCGUGGAGGAAGUUCUUGGAUUGGGACCUUUGUCGGACUACGAGAAGCAAGGCCUACAAAGUCUAAUACCUGAGCUUAAAGCCUCUAUAGAGAAGGGAAUAAAGUUUGCUAAAGAAAGUUAG